AUGUCCUCCAGCAGCCAUUCCAGCUCGUCCCGCACCAAACCCGCCUCCCCAGCGAACGCACUGAAACGACUAACGCGCGAACUGCAAGACCUACACACCACCCCCUGCGACGCCGUCCUACACCUCGGCCCGGUCAGUGAAGACGACCUCUUCUCCUGGGAAGCGGUUCUCAAGGGCCCCUACGACCACACCAACCCGUACCACAACGGGCUGUGGCUUCUAGACAUCACGAUCCCGCCGAACUACCCUCUGGCCCCGCCCAAGGUGCACUUCGUCACGCCCAUCUGUCAUCCCAACGUGCAUUUCCAGACCGGCGAGAUCUGCCUGACCCUGCUGAGCGGCGAGCAUUGGACGCCCACGUACACGCUGAGCACGACCAUGGGCGCGAUCCAGCAGCUGUUGAGUGCGCCGGGCUUGGAUAGUCCGUUGAACGUCGAUGUUGCGAAUCUGUACCGCGAACAUGACAAGAUCGGUGCCGAGAGUCUGGUGAGGUUCUGGACGGUGGAGAAGAGGUGGGCUGGCGAAGGGAAGGCCUGGUUCAUUAGUGAGAAGAGACCUGGCACUGGGGGAAAACUGGGGGAAUGA
Capronia coronata CBS 617.96 is the source of this 585-nucleotide messenger RNA. Its product is annotated as peroxin-4. Lineage: Eukaryota; Fungi; Ascomycota; Eurotiomycetes; Chaetothyriales; Herpotrichiellaceae. The record is from RefSeq and is a predicted model, not a curated record. The coding region runs from base 1 to 585 and encodes 194 amino acids. The transcript has a single exon.